CUCAGCAGGCUUGCUCUCUCUGUGUUGUAAGAGCGCGCAUGGAGGACGGUAGGAUGGAGCGGAUGGAGUCGAUGGAGCCGAUCUCCGCGCACUACACCACGGCUUACCCGGAGAUCCAUCCCGAUAGCGGGUACGAAUCCAGAGAGACCGCCGACAGCCAGGCAAAGACUCCCCCAGCUCCGACAUAUGACGAGGAAUUAGUGCACAAGACAAUCCUGGUCGGGGACAGUGGAGUGGGAAAGACGUCGCUGCUGGUGCAGUUCGAUCAGGGAAAGUUCAUCCCCGGCUCCUUCUCCGCUACAGUGGGCAUUGGAUUCACGAACAAAGUGGUGACUGUUGACGAUAUAAAAGUCAAACUACAGAUUUGGGACACAGCAGGACAGGAGAGGUUCAGAAGUGUGACACAUGCAUAUUACAGAGAUGCACACGCUUUGCUCCUCCUGUACGACAUCACCAGCAAAACCUCCUUUGACAACAUAAGGGCAUGGUUGACAGAGAUCCAUGAGUAUGCACAGAGCGAUGUAGUCAUCAUGUUGCUGGGCAACAAGGCUGACAUGAGCAGCGACAGAGCCAUCCGGAGAGAGGAAGGAGAGCGGCUGGCCAGAGAGCAUUCAGUUCCCUUCAUGGAGACAAGUGCCAAGACAGGAGUCAACGUAGAGCUGGCCUUCACUGCUGUGUCCAAGGAACUGAAGCACCGGGCCGUACAACAUCCCAAUCAACCCAAGUUCCACAUUCACGAAUACAUUGAAGCACAGAAGGAGAAAUCCGGCUGCUGCAGCUACUUCUGAAUCUCCUAUCCACUCUGGUACUGUGUGGGAGAAAUCCCUAUAAACUCACUGCUGCUCCCAAAAUCCCAUACUCCCAUGAUGCUGCCAUUCACUCUGGACUAAAAGCUAGAAAGAUAAACCGAGCUAUAGACUCACAAAACACACAGUUCUUUUUACCGUGGACCUGAACAUUUGUAAUAGAAAUGCAAGCAAAUAGUAUUAAAAGUAUUUUAAUUUGAUUAAAUAACCUUAUGCUAUUUGCUUUCUUUGUGAAAGAUCAUAACCAGCCUUGUGUAUGUGUGUUAGGUACGAUUGAAACAGCUCGCCUGGUUCGGUCCAAAGUUUGAAAAUACUCCUCACCUCCAAAGCUCUUAAAUGCCAAUGCCAAUACCAACCGAGCAACCGACCGAGCGACCGAUCAACCGACCGAGCGACCGAUCAACCGACCGA
Messenger RNA from Perca flavescens (yellow perch), 1217 nucleotides. RefSeq names its product ras-related protein Rab-37. The transcript is spliced from 9 exons. The record is from RefSeq and is a predicted model, not a curated record. Bases 39 to 788 code for a protein of 249 amino acids. Gene Ontology annotation, molecular function: GTP binding; GTPase activity. Lineage: Eukaryota; Metazoa; Chordata; Actinopteri; Perciformes; Percidae.